AUGCCAGCCAUUCGAGCUUGGUCCUAUAUUGAGAAAGGGUUCCAGUACAGCGUGCUGUUUUACACCUCGAGUAUUUCCGUCGACAACUCUGCAGAAGAAAAUUUCAUACUAAGAGAGCUCAAAGUCGAUGAAGAUGGGUCCAGAAGAGCCGAACGGUUCAGAUGGUCAGUUCAGCGUGAUGGGGUCGUGGUCGCCUCUCGUUUCGUGGAUAUUGACCGACUUUCCGGUCGAGUCUGUGGAGGUGAUAUGGCCUUCACUAGUGAGACAACGUCGAUUAUCGACGAGAACUUGGAUAUCUUUAUUUCAUUCGGAUUCUACGAGGCCCCCAGCGUCAAAUGGUAUGGUCUGCCUGCAGAAUGUCUCUGCUAUGUCACAGUUUCUCGACUUGGAACUCGAUGGAUGGGCCGGGCGGCACCAGUCGGUGAACCACAGGCGCAGAAGAGCUUCUCUCGCUUUGUACUGCCAGCUCCGCACGACUGUGGCAUGAAUACGAUGCGCAACUGCGAAGCCCUGAUCAAGCAGAUGAGCCCAACAGCGGUUGUCGAUAUCCUCGAGACGGCUGGUUGGACGACUUGGAUAACGCUGCUACAAGGGCUUGGAGAGCUCUUCAAGGCUACCAUCGCCUACGAUGCCGUAUACAACGUAUCGGUCACACAAAAGGAUACAUUCAUGGACAUGCUGGAAGCUGGAGCACGAUAUUUCGAGUUCAGGCCGGCCAAGAACUCGACACUUUUUCGGACCUUAAGCACUGGGUCGCAGUACGUCGGCCUUCCUGAUCGAUGGUACUUCCAGCACGCUCUUUUUCCCGGCGACCACCUUGAAAACUUCCUCGACCAAGUGAUCGCAUUCCUAGACGACAACCAAACCGAAAUUGUUGUACUCCAUCUCAGGUGGGACAAUGUGCACUCUACCUGCCUUAAGCCUUCGGGAAAAGAGAUAGAAGGGCUUAUUGACGCAGCGCUCAAGCGGUCGAGAACAGGUAUUAAGAGGGGUUGUCUUGCUGAUAGUGCACGGCCAAUUGAUGAUCUACGCAGCAGGAAUAUGCGGCAUCUCGUUGCAAUAGAAGCGGCGAAGUACGACAGCUAUACUUCACAAGCAUAUCAAACCUUGACGAGUGAUACGAUCGUGAACGCUUUCGAGUCUAUGAGUCAUACUGAACAGCUCGACACAGACUUGACCGUGAUGCAGUGCCAAGGUACUCCCCAGGGCAAGGCAGAGGUUCUUCUGUCGACUAUAGGAAGCUCACCUUCCAACUCACCACUCCUGGCUACCAAAGCAAUGUUUGACCCUGUUACGCUUGGCUGGUUGAGUCAGAAAUCAAACAUCGAACGGUUUGACCCAGACAAGCUAAUGAUAGUCAUGAAUGAUUUCAUUGAGGUGCGACCCUUUCCCACAGUCGUGCAGCACAAUGAACUGACCAAACUGAAGGGAGCCACGGUCUCGACAGCCAUUGAUAUGAGCUUGGUGCGCUUUGGCAUGGAACCAUUUCCUUGA
Messenger RNA from Exophiala spinifera, 1494 nucleotides. RefSeq lists its product as uncharacterized. Gene Ontology annotation, molecular function: phosphoric diester hydrolase activity. The record is from RefSeq and is a predicted model, not a curated record. Bases 1 to 1494 code for a protein of 497 amino acids. The transcript has a single exon. Gene Ontology annotation, biological process: lipid metabolic process. NCBI's taxonomy places the organism in Eukaryota, Fungi, Ascomycota, Eurotiomycetes, Chaetothyriales, Herpotrichiellaceae.